AUGACGGCGGGUCUGAUGCGUCAUUUCUCGCGCACCAAGGCGCAUCGUGAUUCAAUGUUUAGAAACCUCGUUUCACAGCUCUUUCAGCACGGGUCCAUCGUUUCUACGCAUGAGAAGUGUCUGGAAGCGAGUCGGAUGGCUGACCGUGUCAUCACAAUGGCGAAGAAGUUGAAACAUCACCCAAACUCCGCCAUGGAGAUUCAAUCCCGACUGUCACUCGCUGGCGAUAACAGUAAGCUUUUGAGCCGCGUCGUGGGCGAACUUGCUCCCCGGUACAAGCAGAGGCCUGGAGGCUACACCAGAGUGCUCAAGCUUGAACCACGCUUGGGAGAUCGUGCCAAGCAAAGCGUUCUCGAAUUGGUUGAUACACCUGUUGUAGAUGCUGCAGGCGCGCUGCAGCGUGGUGACAUCAAACUAUGGCUGCUGUGCAAGACUACGAUUCAGAAUGAGAGCAAGUCAGUCGGAUACUCACAGCUUACACUACGAAACUUUGCUAAGAUGCUCAAGUUCAGGAAAAACUCUCAUACGUUUUUCACAAACGAUGUUUUAGCCGUCAGAAAGUUCAUCAAGCAAGAGCAAGGACUCGACUGGGACGAGAAACAUGAACUCAAACUCGUGAAACAGCUUAAGAAACAGGUUCUCAACGAACAAGCUCAACCAGCACAGACGCAAACGCAACCCGAGGCUCCUGGCUACACUUACGUUCAGGAAAGACCUCAGCGCCAAAUCUGA
Lachancea thermotolerans CBS 6340 is the source of this 732-nucleotide messenger RNA. RefSeq names its product mitochondrial 54S ribosomal protein bL17m (gene MRPL8). The transcript has a single exon. Gene Ontology annotation, cellular component: mitochondrial large ribosomal subunit; ribosome. Bases 1 to 732 code for a protein of 243 amino acids. Gene Ontology annotation, biological process: translation. Lineage: Eukaryota; Fungi; Ascomycota; Saccharomycetes; Saccharomycetales; Saccharomycetaceae. Gene Ontology annotation, molecular function: structural constituent of ribosome. The record is from RefSeq and is a predicted model, not a curated record.